Closterium sp. NIES-65 is the source of this 3447-nucleotide messenger RNA. The record is from the annotation of a GenBank genome assembly. Lineage: Eukaryota; Viridiplantae; Streptophyta; Zygnematophyceae; Desmidiales; Closteriaceae.
AUGCGUAGUGUAGCCGCUAGUCGCCGUGUGCGCGGAUCUCCUCCAGAUCGGGGCGCGCCUCGCAAUGCGCCGCGCCCUGUGCGCGGAUCUCCAGAAGGGUGCGCGGCGGCUCUGUUCCUGAGGCGCCUCGAAAGCAGUCGCCGUGUGCGCGGACCUUCCCCAGCUCGGUGCGCGGCUCGCGAUGCCUCGCGGCGCCAUGUGCUCGAGUUGCGGCUCGUGGCGAUCGCCAUUGCAGCCGUGGUCCUAGGCCAUGCAUCUAGUUCACGACGUAACCCCCCUCCUCCUCCCCUCCCCCCUCGCCGUUGCCUCUGGUGCUCUCUCAUACGGUCAUACUCUGAGUACUUACUUUCCUCCUUGACCCCCCGCGCUCCCCCCCGUGCUCCCCCCCGUGCUCCCCCCCGUGCUCCCCCCCGUGCUCCCCCCUGUGCUCCCCCCCGUGCUCCCCCCUGUGUUCCCCCCCGUGUUCCCCCCCGUGCUCCCCCUGUGCUCCCCCCCGUGCUCCCCCCCGUGCUCCCCCCCGUGCUCCCCCCUGUGCUCCCCCCUGUGCUCCCCCCUGUGCUCCCCCCUGUGCUCCCCCCUGUGCUUCCCCCUGUGCUCCCCCCUGUGCUCCCCCCUGUGCUCCCCCCUGUGCUCCCCCCUGUGCUCCCCCCUGUGCUUCCCCCUGUGCUCCCCCCUGUGCUCCCCCCUGUGCUCCCCCCUGUGCUCCCUCUUUCCGUGUGCUCUCUUGGCCCACGUUGCCUGCAUGCUGCAGCAGGUGGAGUAGGAGGAGGAGCAAGUGGGGCGUUGGGGGGGAAGAGACAGCUGCAGUACCAGCAGCAGCGGCAGCAGCACAAGGAGCAAGGGUGGAUGGAUGGGUGGGAUGUGGAAGGGUGCUGCGUGGGAGAAGACAUGGCAGCAGCUGGGAAGGACAUGGCAGCCGCCAUUAUCCCAUGCACAGCAGAAUCAACACAGGGAGUUGAUCGAGACUCGCUCACACAUUCUCCCUCCGCGUCCCUGCCACGUGUCGCUCUCCUUUUAGAUAGCAGCAGCUCCCGCUUACCUGCUGACGUGGCAGCACAUAUGGCGGCAGCAGUGGCAGCAGUGGAAGCAGAAGUGCAAGAAGCUCUCUGGGAGGUGCAGGAGCAGGGCGAGGGACGGUGGAAAGGGAAUGGGCAGGGGAAAGGAAGAUGGAAGGGAGAUGAGGAAGCAGAGGAAGGAAAGGAUAGUGAGGUAUGGAAGGAGAGUGGGGACGUAGGGGACGGAGUAGCAUCAUCUGCUGCUCUAAUCCAAGCUUCCUUUGCCUUACCCACGCCCCAUCCUCGCACUCUCCUUCGCCUCCUCGCCGCUCCUCCCCCUUUUCCCUCUCCUCCUCCUCCUCCUCCUCCUCCUCCUCCUCCUCCUCCUCCUCCUCCUCCUCCUCCUCCUCCUCCUCCUCCUCCUCCUCCUCCUCCUCCUCCUCCUCCUCCUCCUCCUCCUCGUUCUCCCCCUCCUCCACCUCCUCUACCCACCCCCACUCCUCUCCACUCCCUUUUUCCAUCAAGCUCAGCAGCGCCCUUCUCAUCGGGUGUCUUCCACACUGCACUCUCCUGCCCGUCAGGGAAUACCUCUGGCCUGCUCGUGUCCUUUGGGAUAUCUAACACAGGCAGCACGGGGCCAGCAGCGGGUGUGACGUUUGACAUGGUGGGCAGCAACAAGCAAAUGCUGCUCGCCACUCUGCACCGCAGCGGCAAGGCCUUUCCGACACAAGUGUCCCUCCCCUCGGCCUGUGACUCUGUUCCUGCCCGCCUCUCCCUCUACUGGGACGCGCACUAUGUCUCCUGGUACGUGAACCGCCAGUUGGUGCGCUACUUACCUCGGUCCUCCUCGCCUCUGCGCUUCCCCGCUGUGCCUCUGAUUCUCUUCGGCACCAUAAAGGCUGCUGCGCUCACCAACCUGGGGGCCUGGGCAGGCAAGAUGAGCAGAGACCCGCUGCCCAAGACAGCCAUGUGGACGGGUGUUGCCUCCAUCACACCACUCAUGGCUAGGCUAGGCGCCCCUCCCCCUCCAACCCCCCUGCCUGCUGUAAAAUGGCCGGCGGCUCUGGGCCCAGUGGUGGGGCCUCUGGCCGUGGACUACUGCAGCGAGCACUGCUUGGGCUGCGAGGGGGCUACCACGGGCAUGGCAACUAUUCGAUUCGACAACAAGUGCGGCUCGCGCUUCCGGUCACCGCAGCCCUUUGCGUUUGGCUUCUUCUCAGUCGACUUCAAGUGCCCCUCCGGCCUCACCAGUGGCCUCGUCUCCAGCUUCUAUCUAUCGACGCAGGAGGGCAGCAGGAGGCAGGACGAGAUCGACUUUGAGUGGCUGGGCAAGAGCAACGCGCACGUGCAGACCAACUACUAUGUCUCAGGUGUGGGCCACCACGAGGGCUGGCACACCCUCGGCUUCGACUGCUCCAAGGCGUUCCACAACUACGCCAUCCUCUGGACCGCUGCCCGCAUCGUGUGGUUUAUUGACAGAGUCCCCAUACGAGAGGGCAGCCCCCGCUACCGGCUUCCACUUCCCCCGUCCGCCAGUCUCUUCCCUUUCAUAUUCCCCCUCCAUGCCCCAAUUCUCCCCCCCCCCAAGAUCACUUUUCCCCGUCAAUCUCCCCCGUUACUCUCCCCCACCACCCGACACUCUCCCCCGCCGUUCACCUUGGUUCCUCUCUCCCAGCAGCACUCCAUCCAUCCUUGCUCCGCCCUCUGCCUGCUGCUCCCUCUCCCUUUCGGUCCCUUACUCUCCCCUCCCCCAACCCCCCUGUCCCACCCAGUCCAACCCAACCCUUGCCUCGUUGAGAGCCUCCCUCACCAUCCGUUGCCCUCCGCAACGUCUAUUUCGACUUUUUUACAAUCGAUGUCCGAUCAGGGGAUGGUGAGCGAGUCCCCCAUUCGAAGAACAGCGUUUGCUGCCGUCAUGGAAGCGGAGGCACCAGAGAAGCUGGUGGCACGGGUUGGACGGAGUCAUCAAAGAUAUGCGGAAGGGGUUCGUCUCGUUGCUGGGUGCAUUCCCUUCCGCGUUCUUAACGAGGAUCAGGACGGCAGACAAACAACAGAGCAGCUUCAAGUUCUAAUGAUCACAUCGCAACAUGGCGAAGGCUUAAUAUUUCCAAAGGGAGGCUGGGAGACGGAUGAGACUGCUGAACAGGCUGCGUGCCGAGAAGCUAUGGAAGAAGCUGGGGUUCGAGGGAUUAUACAGGGCAGAAUAGGUUCGUGGAUGUUUAAGAGCAAGCGAUUACGCACGGCGGAGUGUAAAGACGGCGAGUGCUGUGCGCACAUGUUCAGCCUUGCCGUGACCGAGCUGCUCACUGUCUGGCCCGAAAUGAGCCGCCGUAGCCGUCACUGGGUGUCAAUACCAGAGGCCAUACAGCGGUGUAGGCAUGAUUGGAUGAGGGAUGCUCUGAGGCAGUGGUGUGACCAGCAGCAGCCAGUUUUUAAGCUUCCACCUGCCUGA